Temnothorax curvispinosus is the source of this 3341-nucleotide messenger RNA. It is a transcript of the gene eco, whose product is annotated as N-acetyltransferase ESCO2. Gene Ontology annotation, biological process: mitotic sister chromatid cohesion. Gene Ontology annotation, cellular component: nucleus; chromatin. Lineage: Eukaryota; Metazoa; Arthropoda; Insecta; Hymenoptera; Formicidae. The coding region runs from base 263 to 2743 and encodes 826 amino acids. The record is from RefSeq and is a predicted model, not a curated record. The transcript has 6 exons. Gene Ontology annotation, molecular function: protein-lysine-acetyltransferase activity.
GCAGCCGUUAUGACAAAACAUUUAUAAUUGCAUUUAAUUCUCCGGGGCUGUUUCCCGCGCUGUUUCUCUCGACGCAAUUCCGAAUGUAAACCUGUGUGAAAGGUACGCUGAUUUCGCAUAUUCUUGGCGAAUAUUGGUACGCAACGUUCGCACGUCGAACGUCGCUUCAUCGGUCGCCGACGAUCUUCGACGCGUUCGGCGGAAUCGCUUCGUCAAAUUCGCCGGUCCGUUCAGAUUUGUAACUUCAAAGAGUCACUCGACAAUGGACAGCAGCCAAGGAAAAUUGCUUUGCACUCCGCGACGGGCGCAGAAGUGUCUGUUUGCGCCGUCCACAGAUAAGUCUGACAAAAGAAGCAGCUGUCAGAGUUCAGAGCGCAUCAGAGAUGACAAAUCCUCGGGAGAAGAGUCGGAUUUGGGACCCAUGUCACCUCUGGCUCUCACCGAUCAGAGUCCGAGUAGCAGCAAUUUCAGUUCGCCAGGCAGAGAAUUCAUAUCUCCGUUCGCGACGCCGGAAAAGUCGGCCCACAAUACGUCUUGGGAUCGUUUAAGGUUCACCAAGGAGGACCACUCUAUGUCGCCCUUUACGUCCCUCAAGAAGGUCACCAGAGCCGCCAGAUACUCGCCGAAGUGUCAAUUGCUUGGUGGCGGUCGCUCCCCGAAAUCGCUGCCGUCCACGCCGAACAAACUGAUUGAUCCGUUGACGCCGCAACGCUUGAAGACGAUGGGAGCGGAGCAGAACAACGAGAUAGUACCGGAGACACCUCAGCGGAGCUUCGCCACGGAGCUGCAGAACCAAAGUAUCACGGAAACACCCCGAAAGAGCAGGACGCCCGAAAUCAGACAGAUCACGCCGUUGAGCUCCAUAAGCAAGACGGUUCCGUUGCCGAAGCUGCACAGGCGGAAGUCUUUCAGCGCGAUCGAAACGGGCGAGGGUCUCUCGCCGGAGCAGAAGGAGAACACGUUGAAAAGGCAUGCGCGCGAUCAGCCGGUGGCGAAACCGAUGAAAUUGUUCAAGGCGGACGAGGGCUUCGUGCCGCGUGCGAGAGCGUCGCUGUUUCAGGAGAAGAGGGACGAGCAUAGUCCCCCGAAUUGUUUCUCGUUAAGCACGAAAACGUUCUACAGCGGCAGCGCCAAGUCCGAGCGGCCUUUCGUCAAUUUCAGAAGCAGCGACGUCAAGAGGAUACGAAGCUUAUCUUCGCAUGGCAACGGUAGACGUUCGUUGACAGCGAAGAAGCGGAAAUUCGGUAAGAUAAACGCUGGCGUGUGCCACGGUAUCAAGAAGCCGAAGCCCAAGGCGAGCACGGAGGCGUCGAAGAAGGAAGAGGAACAGCACGUUAGUCCCACGGCUUCGAGCAAGAGUCCUCCCGUGGAGGAAGCUCAGCCGAUGGAGGCGAACGCGGUGGCGGAGAGAGCCCCCUCGCCAGCGGUCGACGAGAAUAAGCGAUUUUUCAAAACCAACAAGACGAUCAGAUUAAAUCAAGCCGCUACGGUGACGGUAAAUGAUAAGAUUAAAUUGAAGGUAGCGGACGGUAAAAUUGCGUUGAAGGAGAAUCAGAAGCGCAUCCCGUCUACAAAUACACAAAAGCAGAAGCCGAAGGCCCCGGACGUCUCUUUAGACGCCACCGAUCUGACCGUCGACGAGCCGGAGGUUGAGGCUACGUUGCAGCAGGACAAAGUCGAGGACAUCCUGAAAAUUCUCGAGGACGACUGGGCGAACGACGACUACGACACGCUGGCACCACUGACUCAUAUAGCGAACGCGUUUUCCCCGUUAAACUCGGCGACAACGUUGCCGAAGGACGCGAUCAUGUCUCCGGCUACCGAGCUCAGCAACAUGACCUCGACGAUGAACAUCAAAGACGUUGCUGCUCCCUUGACGAACUUCGGGAAUCUUUCGCUCGACAGCACGAACAACAAUAAUGAUAGCGAAAAAAACACUGGCGAGGAAGAUGCCGAGAAGAGAUAUUUUCCGUUGUUUAAAAAAGGAUAUUCUGUACCUGAUAAUAUUUUCGAGGAGACAAAUAACGGCAAUACCAGAAAAGCAGCGAAAAGAAAUAUGCAGUGGCAGCUAUCGGCGAAAGGUGGUGGUGCGGAUGAUCAAUAUCAGCUGGAUGCUGGUCAGAAGCGUUUCGGCGCCACUCAGUGUUCGGAAUGUAACAUUGUGUACCAACUAGGCGAUCCCGAGGAUGAGAAUGCUCACUUGAAUUAUCACAACAGCAUACGGACUCUGAAAUUUCAGGGAUGGAAGAACGAGCGUGUCAUAUCGGAGGACCCUUUCACUAAUAGCAGAAUAAUCUUGGUCGAGCCACAUGACCCCAAGCAACAUUGGAAGAAAGUGUUGGAGAUUCUGACAGUUGUAGAUAGAGAUUUGGGACUGGCGGACAUGAAUAUCUCGGAUUAUCAGAGCAAAAAGAUCUUCUUGUAUGUACGCGAGAAAAACGUUCUCGGAGUGCUGGUGGCGGAACAUAUUGAAACGGCGUUUCGUAUGAUUCCCGAGCUGAUGGACCUCAACUGUUGCACCGCCGAGAGUACACCUACGAAAUGCGGCGUAAACGUCGUUUGGACUGCGAUGAGUCAUCGCAAACAGGGUAUAGCCACUAAACUCGUUGAUACUUUGAGAGCCAAAUUCUUUUAUGGUUACGUAAUGUCGUUGGAUGACAUAGCGUUCUCAAUACCGACUCCAGGUGGUAAGAUCUUUGCCGAGAAAUACACAAAAACGAGAACCUUCAAGGUUUACAAUUAAAUCCAUUAUAUUUCUGCUCAAAUAUUCGUUUUUUAAAAUAAUUGCGUUAUUUAAAUUGUUAACUAGCAAAACAUCCACUUAUUAUAACAUCUUAUUUUAUCGUAUUUUACCUUUAUAGUUAUUAUACAUUUUUGUAACACUUUUACUAUAUAUGUUGAUACGAAUGAAAUAGAAAUUAAUAAUUUCUUUUAAUUUUCUAAAUAAUUUUAAACAUUAAUUUUACAUUUUUUUUUUGUUUAAAUUGUUAUUAUGUUUUACUGUAUAGUUUUAAACCUAAUGAGAUACUUUCUUUUGUAAUAAAUUUUAAUAUAACAAAAGGUAUAAAUUUAAGAUAUAUAAUGUAAAGUCUAUAGAUUUAGAUGCUAAUAUAUCGAAUUACUUCGAGAAAUUUAAAUUAUAAGUUAUUAAUACACUGUUCUUGAAAUGAAUACAUUUAGUGAUCCCAUCGCUAAUUAAUUACAUAUAGAUUCUUGUCACUCAUUUUCUUAGUUCUUGCGUAACUUGCUAUGAAUAAUAUAUUUAACAGCGAGUUAUUGUAAUACGAGAAAUGUGUUAUAUAUUUAAAAUAAUCUGUGUUAGAAAAACAAAUAAAUGUGAA